GGCCGAGCCUUUCUGUUCAAAGCCCGGGCCGGUGUGGGCUGUUGCUGUUCUUGUUUGGUCUUGGUUGGCCUGACCCAUCUUUGCCGGCGUUUGACUGUGCGAGCCUAGAGUUGAUCUUGCUGCUGCAAUCCUGCACCCGAGUGGAGCCCGUCCUGUUUGCCUUUGGUCUGGGCAACUUUGGAUCGUUCGCGCUUGCCUUCGACUUUCUCCACCUGGACAUACCACCACUUCUGCGCAGCUUCUCGCAAAUUGAGCUUGCGGCGCCUGCGUUUGGAAUGGGGAAGGUGGACUUUUUGCUUCCUGUCCCGGACAUGAGUGGACUCGACCCAUUUCUUUUCGUGCGCUCUUCUACAUUUGCAUCUGACCUCUUGCACUCAGACUUCGCGCUGCUGCCUCGCAGCUCUGCUUGCCCUGGCUUGGCCGUAUUGACGUCCGGAGCGGCCAACCUCGGCUUCUCCUUGCUGGCACUCGAUCGUGGACACCUGGGCCUGUCUCCCUCUGCACGGUCACUGGCAAAGACGGGUCCAGUGGUGCCUUUCUCCGGCAUGGGAUGCCCGGACGCCGCAGCUUCCACCUUUGACUGCGGCCACACGGGCUUGAUCCCACUGCUUCAAAGCGCGGCUUGA
This is a messenger RNA of Symbiodinium sp. CCMP2456, 626 nucleotides long. The record is from the annotation of a GenBank genome assembly. NCBI's taxonomy places the organism in Eukaryota, Dinophyceae, Suessiales, Symbiodiniaceae.